AUGGCCAAACUUUUCGUCGGCGGCCUGUCCUGGCACACCACGGACGAAUCCCUCCGCGCGGGUUUCGAGCAAUUUGGUGUCGUCGAAGACGCUAUUGUCGUCAAGGACCGUGACUCCGGCCGCAGCCGUGGAUUCGGUUUCGUCCGUUUCGCUUCUGAGCAGGAGGCGGACAUCGCGCAGCAGAACUUGAACAACCAAGAGUUCGACGGUCGUACCAUUCGUGUCGACAAGGCGGCCGAGAGGGCUCCCCGCGGCAACGGAGGUGGUUACAACGGUCGUGGCGGUUACAACAGCCGUGGAGGUGAAGGAGAUUACUCUGGCGGAUACGGCGGAGGUUACUACUAA
Molecule: messenger RNA, 345 nt
Organism: Aspergillus chevalieri
Lineage: Eukaryota; Fungi; Ascomycota; Eurotiomycetes; Eurotiales; Aspergillaceae
Product: RNA recognition motif domain-containing protein
Exons: 5
Coding region: 1-345 (114 amino acids)
Molecular function (GO): RNA binding
Source: RefSeq, a predicted model, not a curated record